CCUGCCGGCUGCGGGAGCCCGCGACCGGAAGAGGGAGCGCGCGCGAUGGAGCUGCGGCGCCUCUGGCUGCUCUGCUGCUGCUGCGGCUGCUGUCCCGGCGCCGCCCCGGCCCCGCCGAGCGGCCGCAACCCGCCCGCCGCCUUCCGGGAAAGUCUUAAUAGACAUCGAUACUUGAAUUCUGUAUUUCCUGGUGAAAACUCCACUGCCGUCUAUGGAAUAAAUCAGUUUUCUUAUUUGUUCCCUGAAGAGUUUAAAGCUAUUUAUUUACGAAGCAGACCUUCCAGUUUUCCCCGGUUUUUGGCGGACGCGCACACAUCCAUCUCCAACGUGUCUUUGCCAUUAAGAUUUGACUGGAGGGACAAGCACGUCGUCACCCCAGUGAGAAACCAGCAGACAUGCGGCGGAUGCUGGGCCUUCACCGUGGUAGGAGCAGUGGAGUCCGCGUGCGCCAUAAAAGGGCAGCCUCUGGAGGCACUGAGCGUCCAGCAGGUCAUAGACUGUUCAUACAGCAACUACGGCUGCAACGGAGGGUCCCCGCUCAACGCUUUGAACUGGCUCAAUAAGAUGCAAGUGAAGCUGGUGAGAGAUUCAGAAUACCCGUUUAAAGCCCAGAACGGUCUGUGCCGUUACUUUUCUGACUCACAUUCUGGAUUUUCAAUCAAAGGUUAUUCUGCCUAUGACUUCCGUGACCAAGAAGACGAAAUGGCAAAAGCACUGCUUACCUUGGGCCCUCUGAUAGUGGUAGUAGAUGCCGUGAGCUGGCAAGAUUAUCUGGGAGGCAUCAUACAGCAUCAUUGCUCUAGCGGAGAAGCAAAUCACGCUGUUCUGGUAACCGGCUUUGAUAAAACAGGAAGUACCCCGUACUGGAUCGUGAGGAACUCCUGGGGAACUUCCUGGGGCAUAGACGGCUGUGUCCACGUAAAAAUGGGAGGAAACAUUUGUGGUAUUGCAGAAUCUGUUUCUGCUGUAUUCGUGUGAUAUGUUCGCCAGAUCAAGAGACAGAUACAAAACCGAAGGCUCAUCAUGAGAUGUGAUACUUCAUUCUUGGCAUUUUCAUCUUUAGGCUUUUGCAACUACCCACAAAAGACAGGCUCUAGGGCCUGGUCCUGCUGAAACUAUUGAUAAGUUGUAGAACGUUCUCUUCUUAGAGAGAGAUGGACAAGGUCAGAAGGAAGAAAACCAGCACCAUGGCCUGGGACGAAGUCUGUGGGACAGUUUCCUACUGGGAGGACGGUCAGAUUAGGAGGUAUUUUAGGUCUCUUCACUCUGAAAAGGCUAUUGUCUGGUUUGUUUGAUCAUUGUUUCUGUUUGCCGUUUCUUUAUUUUUAAUGAUGUAUUUCCAAUCGGAUUAAAGAGGUGAUAAGAAUCCCUUUUCCUUUAUGGGAUAAAAUCACC
Lagenorhynchus albirostris (white-beaked dolphin) is the source of this 1395-nucleotide messenger RNA. It is a transcript of the gene CTSO, whose product is annotated as cathepsin O. Gene Ontology annotation, cellular component: lysosome. Lineage: Eukaryota; Metazoa; Chordata; Mammalia; Artiodactyla; Delphinidae. The transcript is spliced from 8 exons. The coding region runs from base 46 to 978 and encodes 310 amino acids. The record is from RefSeq and is a predicted model, not a curated record. Gene Ontology annotation, molecular function: cysteine-type endopeptidase activity.